Miscanthus lutarioriparius is the source of this 1254-nucleotide messenger RNA. The record is from the annotation of a GenBank genome assembly. Lineage: Eukaryota; Viridiplantae; Streptophyta; Magnoliopsida; Poales; Poaceae.
AUGGACGGCGGUGCGGCGGAGCUGCGCGAGGCCCACCGCCUGACGGGCCACGCCGACCGCGUGUGGGCGCUCGCCUGGAACCCCGCCCCGGGCCGCUCCGGCCCCGUCCUCGCCUCCUGCAGCGGCGACAAGACCGUCCGGAUCUGGAAGCGCGCCCCCGACGGCGCCUGGCAGUGCUCGGAUGUGCUGGAAGACACGCACAACCGCACGGUGAGGUCCUGCGCCUGGUCCCCCAACGGGAAGCUGCUGGCCACCGCGAGCUUCGACGCCACCACGGCGGUGUGGGAGUACAAGGGCGGCGACUUUGAGUGCGGGCACGAGAACGAGGUGAAGAGCGUGUCGUGGAGCCCGUCCGGGUCGCUGCUCGCCACGUGCAGCCGGGACAAGACGGUGUGGAUAUGGGAGGUGCUGCCAGGGAACGAGUUCGAGUGUGCCUCGGUGCUGACGGGCCACACGCAGGACGUCAAGAUGGUGCAGUGGCACCCGAUCCUCGACAUUUUGGUCUCUGUCAGCUACGAUAAUUCCAUCAGGGUCUGGGCUGAUGACGGAGACGACGAGUGGCACUGUGUGCAGACGUUAACCGCAGCCAAUAACUGUGGUCAUUCAUCAACAGUAUGGGCAUUAUCCUUUAACUUUCAAGGUGAUAGGAUGGUCACAUGCAGUGAUGACCAAACGUUAAAGAUAUGGGAUACCAGCGCUGAUUUGUCUCAACCAAAAACUGGCGAAGGUCAGGAAUCUUGGCAACACCUUUCUACUCUCACAGGAUAUCAUGGACGAACUAUUUUUUCAGCCCAUUGGUCAAGCGAGGAUAUUAUAGCUAGUGGUGGGGGCAAUGAUGCAAUCUGCAUUUUUACUGAGGAGAAGAGUACCAUGGUUGAGAGGCCCCCAUACAGAUUAAUAUUAAAGAAAGAGAAGGCACAUGUCAUGGACAUAAACUGUGUGCGAUGGUGUCCUCAGUUUUGGAUAGAGAUACUUAUUUUCUCAUAUAAAUUUCUAGGACCCAAGGUUAUUGGCAUCCGCAAGCGACGAUGGCGUGGUGAAAUUGUGGGAAUUGAGAGGGAAUGUACUGGAUUGAGUUUUGUUCAAUUUACUGUAGUGUACCAAGAGAUUAUAGAGCAGAUUAGGCAUCACCUUGGGAUUUCUGUUUUACUGAGCUCUGCUCACUGUAGUCCGUACUUGUAUAUCAAGAGGGUGUUUGUGAUGGUCUUUUACCAGAUUUACCAUGCAAAAUAUGAACAGUGCCAUCCUCUCUAG